Hemicordylus capensis (graceful crag lizard) is the source of this 1719-nucleotide messenger RNA. RefSeq names its product cytochrome P450 2J5-like. NCBI's taxonomy places the organism in Eukaryota, Metazoa, Chordata, Lepidosauria, Squamata, Cordylidae. Gene Ontology annotation, cellular component: cytoplasm; intracellular membrane-bounded organelle. Bases 1 to 1719 code for a protein of 572 amino acids. Gene Ontology annotation, biological process: xenobiotic metabolic process; arachidonate metabolic process. The transcript is spliced from 11 exons. Gene Ontology annotation, molecular function: oxidoreductase activity, acting on paired donors, with incorporation or reduction of molecular oxygen, reduced flavin or flavoprotein as one donor, and incorporation of one atom of oxygen; heme binding; iron ion binding. The record is from RefSeq and is a predicted model, not a curated record.
AUGUUGGGGCUGUGGACAUUUCAGAUUCCUCUGCUAGUGGGUCUCCUGAUUCUGCAUUACUUGAAGCAGCUCUGGUCACAUAGACACUACCCUCCCGGACCUUUUGAACUUCCUUUCAUUGGAAACAUGUGGCGGUUUGCAGCUCAGCUUCCCCAAAAUGUUUUAAUGGAGCUGGGGAAAAAAUACGGCAAGAUUUACACUCUAUGGUUAGGGCCACGACCCAUGGUGGUACUUUCUGGAUUCCAAGCUGUUAAAGAAGGGCUGAUCGGCCAUUCUGACGAAUUCUCUGAGAGAACAGAGACCCCCUUUUUUAAAGCUAUAAUGAAAGGCAAAGGAAUAAUAUUUGCAAAUGGACAUACAUGGAAGCAGCAGAGGCAUUUUGGGGUAGUUACCCUGCGGAAGCUGGGACUGGGGAAGAAAGGGAUGGAGCACCACAUAAUCGAGGAAGCCCAACAGCUUGUGGAGACUUUUGCAGAGGAAAAGGGGCAGCCUUUUGAUCCUUCAUUACCCAUCACCAAUUCAGUCUCCGAAGUGAUAAGAAUCUUGGCUUUUGGAAAGCAGUUUCCCAAGGAGACCUUCCAGAAACAGGUGGAAGCCAUUGCUUGUAUGGAAAAGAUUAUAUCUACUGUCUCUCAUGGGCUCUAUGAAAUGUUCCCUUGGAUCAUGAAACAUCUUCCAGGUCUUCACCAGAAGGCAUUUUCCACAAUGGAUGAGGCAGUUUUAUUAGCAAAGAAGGAGAUACAAAACCAUAAGAUGUAUCAGACACAGUAUGAGCCACAGGAUUUCAUUGAUUUCUACCUACUUCAGAUGAAAAAGGAUAAAGAUGGUCCCAACUCUGCCUACAAUGAGGACAACUUGGCUCAGUGUGUUCUGGAAUUAAUGGGUGCAGGGAUAGAUACCAUUUCCACUACUCUAAAAUGGGCACUGCUCCUCAUGGUAAAUCAUCCAGAAAUUCAAGAUAAGGUCCAAAAGGAAAUAGAAGAUGUUUUUGGUUCCUCUUCCUUAAUCUGCUAUCAAGAUCGGAAGAAACUACCCUAUACCAAUGCAGUAAUUCACGAAAUCAUGCGUUACAGAUAUAUUUUAUUAUUUGGAAGUGGCAGACAGACUGCACAGGAUGUGAACAUAUAUGGUUUUCAUAUACCCAAGGGGACCUUUAUUCUUCCAGAACUGAUCUCUGUUCUUACUGAUCCUGAGCAAUGGGAGACACCUGAAAAAUUCAACCCAAAUCAUUUUUUGGACAUGGAUGGACAGUUUGUGACCAGAGAAGCAUUUCUGCCAUUUGGUGCAGGGGCUCGUGUAUGUAUCGGAGAGCAACUGGCGCACAUUCAGAUAUUCAUCUUCUAUACAAAGUUGCUGAGGGCAUUCACCUUUCAACUGCCAGAAGGAGUGGAAAGACUCAGUGAAGAGAUUGUACCAGGGCUCACGUUACAGCCCCAUCCUUUUAAGUUCUGUGCUAUCCCCCACUGCAUAUAUCAUAAACCAGGGGAGGGGACCAUGUUCCAGCUGAACAUGGUCCUUGAGAGGAUCAUGAACUCGGGCAUAAGGUACUGGAGAAUCUGGCGGAAGCCGGAGUUCACGACCACAUGGAAAGGUUGGCCGUCUGUGUCCUUCAUCUCCCCUAUGAGGUGGAAGGCGCUGUGGCAGGAAAAAACCCAGCACCACCAGCCUCCAGCACCACUUGUGGUGCACCACCUGGCAUUGGACCUGCCACAGGUCUAG